AUGUCUCCCUCAAUAUGGAACCUCAUGAAGCGCUUAGGAUCAGAUCAGACACCGCCUGCUUCGCAACGAACAUCGCCUACUGGUCACUCGAAGCUCCAGAAAAUGGCACCCGGACGGGCUGUCAACUCAAUUGAUUCCCACUCCUCGGGUAGCAGCAUUGAAGUUGCGUCACAGACCUCACAUAUCAAGGAUGAUGACUACUCAAACUUCAUGAGCGAUGUGCUAGUUGUUGGUGCUGGACCUUCCGGCCUUAUGCUUGCUGACAAUCUUGUGCGAUUUGGUAUCAAGACGAGGAUCAUAGACGAUCGACCCGACCGCACCUCGACCGGACGCGCCGAUGGUAUUCAGCCCAAGACAAUCGAAACACUGCGACAAAUGCGCGUUGCAGAGCCCCUUCUGCGGAAGGGCGUGAAGAUCUUCGAUAUCUCGUUCUGGAAAUCCUCGAACGACGAACCGUUGCAUCGAACAGGUCGCGAGGUCCACUACCCACCUGUGGUAGACCUACUUGAUCCUUAUAUCUUGUUGGUCCACCAAGGUAUGGUUGAAGCUGUCUUUGAGGACGACCUCCGCGAACGAGGCACUACGGUGCUGCGCGAUACAGCCUUCGAGACCCUCGAGUACACACCACAAAUGAUUCGGCCGUUGACUGUCAGCUGCAGACAGGACGUCACCCAAACAAAAAGGUUAUUCGCAACUCGAUAUGUUGUCGGCUGUGAUGGUGCACAUUCCAAGGUGCGCAAGUGCAUCCCGGGCUCGACGCCUGUCGGUGCUUCUUCAGACGCCGUUUGGGGUGUACUGGACGGCGUGCUAGACACAGACUUCCCAGAUAUCUGGAGCAAGGUUGUCAUUCAAUCAGGGUCUUUAGGCUCGGUCCUGAUGAUUCCUCGUGAACGUGGCCUAACGCGUCUGUAUAUCGAGCUUCGCCCAGGAUCAGAGGAGGCGGUAUCAGCAGGCGAGCAGACGCCUCAGGAGUUUGUACAGAGUCGCGCAAGAGCCAUUCUGCAACCAUACAGGCUUGAAUGGAGAAGCGUCGAAUGGUUUGGACGAUACAAGAUAGGACAAAGGGUAGCCUCCAAGUUCACUGACGCUGAGCGCAGAGUCUUCAUUGCCGGAGAUGCCAGCCACACCCACUCACCAAAGGCUGCUCAAGGUAUGAACACAUCAAUGCACGACUCAUGGAAUCUUGCAUGGAAGAUGAACUUCGCCGUUCGUGGACUUGCCAAACCCAGCUUGUUGGAAAGCUACGAGCAGGAGCGCAAAAAGAUUGCCCAAGAUCUCAUCGACUUCGACUAUGAACACGCCAAUGCCUUCCAUGACGGCGAUCCGGCUGCACUUGCAGACAAUUUCGCCAAGAACGUUGCCUUUAUAUCCGGAUACGGUGUCAGCUACAUACCAAAUAUCGUGAACGUCUUCGCCAAGGAGUGCACGCGAGGUCACCUCACACCAGGAUUUCUGCUACCCCCCGCCAAGGUCACACGGUUCAUUGACUCAAACCCUGUUGACAUUCAGACCGAUAUCCCUGCACUUGGUCAAUUCCGCGUCUACUUCUUCUGUCACAACGUUCACAAGGCGAUGCCGUUCCUCGAGACGAUCUGUCACCAACAUUCUGGCAUGAGCUCGUAUGUCGGUCGUAUCACCGCCGCAGGUAAUGCAUCGUACACUAUGCAGCCACCGCUCGCCGCGCCACACGAUCAGUUCGUCAUCCCUGAGCGAUACACACCCGUCAGCGGCAUCUUCACAUAUGCCCUCGUCACCGACCAGAACAGAGACGAGGUGGAAAUCAAGGACUUGCCACCUAUUUUGCGUGAGUCGUCGUGGUCCUUCUACCUUGACGAUGUGCCCCACAAAGACACCCGCAAGCAGACCGUGAUGGACAAGUGGCUGGACGGACUCGAUGGGGAUGAGGUCGUUAUUCUGAAUGUACGCCCUGAUGGCUACGUCGGCACUAUACGCAGGUUCGCGAAUGGCAGCAGAGAGAAUGGCAUGGUCGCCACCAAAUGGAUGGACGACUACUACGAGGGCUUCAUGAGAGACCAGUAG
Messenger RNA from Didymella exigua CBS 183.55, 2040 nucleotides. RefSeq lists its product as uncharacterized. Bases 1 to 2040 code for a protein of 679 amino acids. Lineage: Eukaryota; Fungi; Ascomycota; Dothideomycetes; Pleosporales; Didymellaceae. The transcript is spliced from 2 exons. The record is from RefSeq and is a predicted model, not a curated record. Gene Ontology annotation, molecular function: FAD binding.